CGGGUUCCUCGGCCGUUUGGGUACUAGCGGGUCUGCGGGCUGCACAGGGCACGAACACAAAGUCCUUUCAGGAGGAAGAACAAGCGAAUGAGAAAGAAAGAGAAAUAACUGCCUUCACCACCAUCGUUACUGCAAUAUUUCUCAACAUCAACAGAAGUACAACAUAAAAGGACAGGACACGGUAGUGUUCCAAGAACAAUUAAAGAAGUGUCAAGCUCCCGGCAGAAAAAUAAAUUUAACAAGAGGACAGAAAGAAGAACGACGAGGAUGUGGACAGAAAAGCUGCUGGUGGUAGCUGCAAUCUUCUUAUCGAGUGCCUGUGCUGGACACAUCAACAUCAACGAAAGGCGAGAGCCUCCACAACUUGUGCGCAAGCUGGACCUGAUAACCAAACAGCUGAGGUCAUUAUCCGGGUCCUUGGAGGAUCUCGACUCCGAUCUGCGACGUGCUUUGUCCCUUGAUUCAUCUGGAAACGAGAAAAGAGCGGAUGCUACCGAUUCCAGCUCGUGUACCGGCUUUAGAGACAGCAUCUGUCAGGCCAUGGAGCUCCUGAAAUACCUGGACUCGCAAAACGGUUACCUAGGCAAUCCCGCGUCACCCGGAAAACGUUCAGCGGACGUCACAAGUCUGGCUAAAUACCAAAGGAUACUGAGUGACAUGCGGCAGAAGCAGCGAGAGGUAGAGAGUCUGCACAACGUCAUCAACACUGCAGGCCACGUGAUGGAGAGACAAAAGAAGUGGUUCAGCUGUCACCUAAAUCUUGGCUUCACGUGUCAGACUCAAGAAUAUGCCGACAUUGCUGACUACUACGACUUCCUGAACUCUGCGGAGAGUCCUGGCAAGAAGAGAGCAGUUUUAAUCCCUCAAAGUCCAUAACGGCAUCACGUUACACAAGAAGCUAUCUGAAAAGUUUUAAAAGUGAAAAGGAGACAAUAAAAUAAAGACAUUGUUUCCAGUCAGUACACCUUUUUGUGUCAACAUGUUUGUUAAUGUUUUCGUGGGAUACAUUGUGCACCUUCUUACCCUUCAUUCGAAAAGUUCAUUUUCUGUGAACUAAGGAAGAUUUCUAAGGAUCUCGUGUGUAUCUACAGAAAACUUUCACUAAUGUAAAUUAAAGAAAAAAACCCACUGUAAACCGUAUAAACGAGUCUUCCUACACUCACACACUAGAACCAAAGAUACUAAACACAUCCAGUGAUAGCAACUGCAAACGGAAUGAAGUUAUCACUCUUCUAACUCUAUGCCAUGCCCUGCAUACUUAUUAACAACACGCACGCGCAUGCAGACAUGCACACGGGCAUACAUAUACACAUAAACUGCAGUCUUUUUCUUUUCUGCUCUAUGUCAGUCUAUCCCAAUUAAUUAUUUGAAUCGUCUGAGUUUUUAUUAUUUUAUAAUACAAUGACAUAUUUCGAUCAUAUCUUGCCAGGUUCCAGUCCAGUAUAAGUAUGAUCUUCGGAUCGUCUUAAUAGAAGUAACCGAAGACACACAUACGCAUGCAUAACUGCGUCCUCAAUUUAAAACAUUUCCAACAGCUUGUAGUAAAUACUGGCUAAAGAAUUCAAGCAGUUCUUUGUAUUUGAUUUUACAAGAUAGCAGAUUGAUAGACAAGUGUAAGAGUGAAUGUAUGGCUUCUCUGUAGUAUCACACACAAACCUCGCAAAGCUUUGACAUUGUUCAAGGCAUUCAGAGUCAAGUAGUUAUGCUCCACAUUUUCUCUAGUACUGAAAAUCAAACAAUUCUACCUCUCCUUCAAGCAUUAGACAUUGUCUCUGUGUAAUAUUUUUCAGCAUUUUAUUUUGAAGUAUAGAGGCAUUUA
Messenger RNA from Pomacea canaliculata, 1819 nucleotides. RefSeq lists its product as uncharacterized. The transcript is spliced from 7 exons. The record is from RefSeq and is a predicted model, not a curated record. Bases 268 to 876 code for a protein of 202 amino acids. NCBI's taxonomy places the organism in Eukaryota, Metazoa, Mollusca, Gastropoda, Architaenioglossa, Ampullariidae.